Molecule: messenger RNA, 2119 nt
Organism: Sardina pilchardus (European sardine)
Lineage: Eukaryota; Metazoa; Chordata; Actinopteri; Clupeiformes; Clupeidae
Gene: dnajc2
Product: DnaJ (Hsp40) homolog, subfamily C, member 2
Exons: 17
Coding region: 162-2012 (616 amino acids)
Biological process (GO): regulation of translational fidelity; 'de novo' cotranslational protein folding
Cellular component (GO): cytosol
Molecular function (GO): ribosome binding; Hsp70 protein binding
Source: RefSeq, a predicted model, not a curated record
GGAUGUGAGGCUGGUUUAAUGCAUAGCUAGAAUAGGCCCAUGUGGUAUGUACCAUAACCGGGCGAGAUUAUCCCACUCCUACCACGUUUGAUAAAGGAAUAGUCAUAUAUGCAGAAUAUAACCUGUUAUGAUAGUUUGUGGAGGCUAUUGAAAUUCCGAAGAUGCUGAAAGAAGCAUUGGACGGCCAAGUAACAGUCGUUUGCAAUGCCAUCGUUGCGUCUGUGCAGAUCCAGGUUGAGCCGGUGGGCCGCUGGUUCGAGGCCUUCCUGAAGAGGAGGACUCGCGAUGUGUCCGCGUCGUUCCAGGAGCUGGAGGAGGAGGAGGAGCUGUCCGAGGAGUCCGAGGACGAAGAGCUGCAGCUGGAGGAGUACCCUCUGCUCAAGACCCUCGACCCCAAAGACUGGAAGAAUCAGGAUCACUACGCUGUUUUAGGAUUGGCCCACUUGAGGUACAGAGCCACACAGAAGCAAAUCAAAGCUGCUCAUAAAGCGAUGGUUUUGAAGCAUCACCCUGAUAAGCGGAAAGCUGCUGGAGAACAGAUCGUAGAAGGAGACAACGACUACUUCACCUGCAUCACUAAAGCAAUAGAGACCCUCUCGGACCCCGUGCGUAGGAGAGCGUUCGACAGCAUCGACCCCACCUUCGACAACAACGUGCCUUCCAAGAGCGAGGGCAAGGAGAACUUCGUGGAGGUCUUCACACCUGUGUUCGAGAGGAACUCCAGGUGGUCGACUAAAAAGCACGUCCCAAAACUUGGAGGCCCCGACGCCUCCUUUGAGGAGGUGGACCACUUCUACUCCUUCUGGUACAACUUUGACUCCUGGAGAGAGUUUUCCUACCUGGAUGAGGAGGAGAAAGAGAAGGCCGAAUGUCGUGAUGAGAGGAGGUGGAUUGAGAAGCAAAAUCGAGCUUCUCGAGCUCAGAGGAAGAAGGAGGAGAUGAACCGCAUUCGGACACUAGUUGAUACGGCGUAUAGCCUUGACCCGAGGAUAAAGAGGUUUAAGGAGGAGGAGAAGGCCAGGAAGGAGUCUGAGAAGAAGGCCAAAGUGGAGGCCAAGAAGAGGGAACAGGAGGAGAGAGAGAGGGCUCGUCAGGCGGAGCUGGAGGCGGUGCGGCUGGCGAAGGAGAAGGAGGAAGAGGAGGCCAAGCAGGCCGCCCUGGUGGCCAAGAAGGAGAAGGACAUGCAGAAGAAAGCCAUCAAGAAGGAGCGCCAGAAACUCAGGACCACAUGCAAGAACUGUAAUUACUUUGCUGAUAACGAGGCCGAGAGUGUGAAGAUGAUGGAAGAGGUGGAGAAGCUGUGUGAUCGCCUGGAGCUCGUCAGUCUGCAGUCCCUGAAUGAGGUGCUGGCGGCUGGGAAGAACGAGGAGAGCAAAGCUGCACUGGAGAAACAGGUGCAGGAGGUGAACUCUCGUAUCCAGAGGGAGCGGGAGCAGGAGGUGCAGGCUCAGCAGGCGGCGCGGGCGGCGGAACAGUCCACUGCUGGGGGGGGCGGGGGGGGCCGAGGCUGGAACGAGGAGGACCUGCAGCUGCUCAUCAAAGCCGUCAACCUGUUCCCCGCCGGAACCAAUGCCAGAUGGGAGGUCAUAGCCAACUACAUGAACCUGCACUCCACCAGUGGCCAGAAGCGGACCGCCAAAGACGUCAUCAACAAAGCCAAGAACCUGCAGAAGCUGGACCCGCACCAGAAGGAGGAGAUCAAUAAGAAGGCCUUUGAGAAGUUCCGCAAGGAGCAUGCAGUGGUGGCCCCUACAGUGGACAACGCAGUGCCCUCCGAGAGAUUCGACACCCCAGACUCCGGCGGGUCCCCCUGGACUACGGAGGAGCAGAAGCUUCUAGAACAGGCCCUGAAGACCUUCCCCGUCAGCACCGCCGAGCGCUGGGAGAAGAUCUCCGCCACCGUGCCCGGACGCUCCAAGAAGGACUGCAUGAGGAGAUACAAGGAGCUGGUGGAGAUGGUGAAGGCCAAGAAGGCUGCGCAGGAGCAGGCGUCUGGAAAGACUAAAAAAUGAAACACACACGAGGACACAACACACACACACACACACACACACACACACACAAACGUGCAGUGCAACACAUCACACACACACCCAGCCUCUGUUCUUUUAACAUUAUU